UCUAGACAGAAGUAUUCGUAAAAACAGUAAGACAAAGCCGGCCGAUCGAAGAACCCUGUCAUCAUACUAUACUUACACGCAACAUGUUGGGGGUCCCGGUUGAUCGGCUCUACCAGCAGUGCGCUGGUGGUGACUGAGCUCUUUUGUCCCAGUAGCCUACAGGUUAUGAGACCGUUUAGUGUGAGCCCCGCUGUGGUCAACAUGCAUGGGUUUGAUUCCAGGAUGAACUUAAGAAUAUAAAUCCCAAAACAAAUACCCCGGACAUUUAACAGUGCCAAGAGACAUCCUAGGAGUGUGCCCUAGGAGUGAGCCCUUGAAAGAAUGAGCCCUAGGACUGAGUCCACUGAGAGGAGCCACUGAGAGGAGUACUGUACUCUGUGGUAGCUGGUCCGAAGGGGGGUGUUGGGGGUCCCGGGUUGAUCGGCCCUUCUACCAGCAGUGCGCUGGUGGUGACUGAGCUCUUUUGCCCCAGUAGCCUACACAACAGUCGUCCCCAUUAUUAUUAAAUGCAGCGUGGGGAACUUAAUAAGUGCUUUGCUUGCUGAAUGCGGAGAAUCCUUGGCCGCCGAGCUGCUUGGCUGCGACGAUGGAGAAAACGUCACACUUGAUUAUAUCACCACAAAUCGACGCACCCCCACAUACCACGCACUGCACACCGCAUGCUCUCAUUCUCUACCCCUCUGUCACGACCAAGUAUUUCUACUAUCUUGAUAUUACCCAGUUCUCGUUCGCUCGCUUCUAGGGGUGAUGAUAACCUGCGCUCGUUUGCCGAUUUCAUCAUUCUUUGGAACCAUUUUUGGACCUGAUAACUCUGACCACCUCACCUUGCGCUCCGUUCAAUCUACCGGUGGAAUUCCUGACCCCGCACUUUCAAAAUGGAGGUGCGCGAACUAGAGGGGAAAGAAAAACUCGACGAGGUAGCGCGGUUGGUGAAAUCGCUUGCUAAAGAUGUAACAACGAACCAUCUUCAGCCUUCUCAACGCAUGGAGAUCCUCCAGAACCUACGAGUCCAUGGACGGAAGCCGGAAAACGCAGACGGAAUAUAUUCGAAAGAGGGGAUAAAGGUACUGGCUUAUUAUGGCUGCGAGGGCAAAUCCUCCACGGUAUCGCGUGAGGCUCUCCGUUGUCUCGCAAACGCCCUCCUUCUCAAACCAAGCAUGCGCCAGAUAUUCGUGGACUUGGGACACGGACCUAACCUCGCUGAGAAGCUCAAGGAAGAUAAUUCUGACGAUGAAUUUCUUGCGUCGCGUUUGCUGUUCCUAGCCACUUACGACACCGAUUUAGAUUUCGAUAAAUUGUUUGAUCAUAACUCCCUGGGGGAAAAUCUCAAUAGUCACAUAUAUCGACAUUCGAAACGAUUUUCCAAGGGCAGAAAGAGGAAGCUCGAUCAGAUGGACGAGCUUGCACUCUCAGAAACAUUAAAACUCAUAUUCAACAUCACCAAUUUCUACCCUCACAGAAUUGACGCAUUCUCCCCUUCAAUCCCGCAUAUCCUGAAAAUUUUAAGCCGCAUUGAAAUACCGACCCCACCACUCCAGGCACCUGUCAACUAUCUCAUCAAUUCUCUUCUCAAUCUCGACCUGGAAGCAAAGAAAAGCAAACACUUCGGGACAAAUCCGCUCUUUCCCAAGUUCGACCAGAACUGCAACGUGGACAAGUUGAUAAAUAUCCUAGAUCAAGCUGUCGCUAUGCACAAACCCGAACACCUCGAAACCCUAGCCGUGCCUCUUCUCACACUCCUACGGAAAAUCUACUCAUUCGCACCCGAAGGCCCACGAAAGUAUAUGGAGUGGCUCCUUCUCCCUGAAGACGACCACCAUGACCUGCCAAUAGGCCAAUCCAAUACCCUCUCCUCCCGACUCUUGCGUCUAUCAACUUCCCCCGUUGCUCCGAGUCUGCGCGAAGGCAUAUCUGUUCUCAUGUUCGAGCUUUCCGGCAGCGACGCGACUGAUUUCGUGAGGAAUGUCGGAUAUGGGUUUGCUGCAGGCUUCCUCAUGUCGCAUGACAUGCCGGUUCCGGAAACGGCCAAGGAGGCAUUCAGUACCAGUUCUUGUGGCCUUGACCCGAAUGUGAAUCCCAUUACUGGGCAGAGGUGGGAUGCAGAGCCCCAGGCGACAGGUCCAGAUAUGACACAGGAGGAAAAGGAGCGCGAAGCUGAGAGGUUAUUUGUUCUAUUCGAAAGGCUAAAAGCUACUGGUGUGGUGGACGUGGAGAACCCUGUUCGCCAGGCUCUUGAAAAAGGGCGAUUUGAAGAAUUGGACUGAACUUCUGUUUAGUUUACUAAAUAAAUAUCCCUAUCUAGCGUUUUUGAAAUACUCACCCGCUCGCUGUCUUCGCUUGCAAUACUAGUGAACUGUCCUUUCUGUCCCGCUGUGUUGGGUUACGGCGCACAAUUACCCGAAUGCGUAUGAUUGAUUAAUAGUGAUAGUUGUUUUUCUAGCUGGAUUUCUUUUUUUUUUUUCUAGUCAUUGAGCCCAGGUUUUUCUACUUAUUACCAAUAAUAAUAGCUUUCUGCCUGCCUCUAAUAUGUAGUUCGUAAAAUACAAUGGAAAUAGUACUUCCACAUUCCCUAUUUUGUCUGGAUUUGUUUGCGGUAGAGUAUCCUGUUAUAAAUAACCAGUUAAUAGUUGAUAGUAACUAUCAUUAUCUGAUUAAGUAGUAUAGCUUGCAUUAAAUUCACUACCACCUUUGAUUUAUGAAGUGAA
This is a messenger RNA of Blastomyces gilchristii SLH14081, 2705 nucleotides long. RefSeq lists its product as uncharacterized. Bases 876 to 2264 code for a protein of 462 amino acids. Gene Ontology annotation, molecular function: G-protein alpha-subunit binding; guanyl-nucleotide exchange factor activity. The record is from RefSeq and is a predicted model, not a curated record. The transcript has 8 exons. Gene Ontology annotation, biological process: G protein-coupled receptor signaling pathway. NCBI's taxonomy places the organism in Eukaryota, Fungi, Ascomycota, Eurotiomycetes, Onygenales, Ajellomycetaceae. Gene Ontology annotation, cellular component: cytoplasm.